Mangifera indica (mango) is the source of this 1496-nucleotide messenger RNA. RefSeq names its product homeobox-leucine zipper protein HOX11-like. Lineage: Eukaryota; Viridiplantae; Streptophyta; Magnoliopsida; Sapindales; Anacardiaceae. The record is from RefSeq and is a predicted model, not a curated record. Bases 114 to 1241 code for a protein of 375 amino acids. Gene Ontology annotation, biological process: regulation of DNA-templated transcription. The transcript has 4 exons. Gene Ontology annotation, molecular function: DNA-binding transcription factor activity, RNA polymerase II-specific; sequence-specific DNA binding.
AAAUUGUAUUUAUUAAGAAAUUAGAUUAUAAUCUCUAUCAGGACUCUUUCAACUUUCCACUGGAUUCAAUCCGUUUCUUUCCUUCUUUUCUCUCCCCCUCUCCUCCCUUUUAGAUGGAGCUUGGUCUGAGUUUGGGCGAUGCUUCUUCCAAGUCUCUUGGCUUUAUCGACAGUUCCACCGGCGACAUUCCUAACAAAGGUUUAGGGUUUUGCAUGGGUUUAUCCAGCGGGUUUUCUACUGGAAAACAACAACAACUUCAACUUCAACUUCAUGGUGAUGAUGAUGAUGAUGAAGAUGAAGAUAAGCGUAAUAGUACAACUACACCCACGUCAACCAUCUUGGAUUCUCAAAAUAAUAAUACACCUUCUAUGGAUCCUCCUGUUCAGCUUGAUCUUCUUCCCAAUACUCCGGUCCCACGUUAUCCGCCCUCUCUUCCUGCCUUUCCUUGGCCCUCUGAUAACGGGAGAUCUGAGGCGUGUUCUUCGGGGCAAAUGGCAAGAGGAUUUGACGUGAAUAAAUUCCCUUUAGUUGAAGAAGCAGAAGAUGGCGGUGCUUUAUCUUGUUCACCUAACAGCGCGGCAUCUUCGUUCCAGAUGGAUAUUUGUAUGCACAGUAGAGGGCAUAAUGAAAUGGAGGGUGAGAGGGGUUCUUCAAGAUUCAGUGAUGAAGAUGAGAAUGGUUGCACUAGGAAAAAACUCAGGCUUUCUAAAGAACAAUCCGCUUUUCUUGAAGAAAGCUUCAAAGAACACAGCACUCUUAAUCCUAAACAAAAAUUGGCGCUUGCAAAGCAACUUAAUCUUCGUCCACGCCAAGUAGAAGUUUGGUUUCAGAAUAGAAGAGCAAGGACUAAAUUGAAGCAAACGGAGGUGGAUUGUGAGUACUUGAAGAGAUGCUGCGAAACAUUAACUGAAGAAAACAGAAGACUUCAUAAGGAGCUUCAAGAAUUAAGAGCUUUGAAGACUUCUAAUCCCUUUUACAUGCAAUUACCGGCCACUACUCUCACCAUGUGUCCAUCUUGUGAGCGAGUGGCCACCACCAACGCCACCCCGCCUAUCACCGUCACUACCGCUGCCACUACUGCUACUACCACCACCACCACCACCACCACUACCACUUCUACUACUGAUCAUCCCACGUCGAAAGCUUCUGGAUUUCCUGUGGGUAGACCCGGGCUCUAUCCGUUAUCUCAGAAUCAAAAUCAAAAUACCUAUCAUCAACGUCUAUCACCAUCAAGAGAUUAGUAGACGGUGAAACAUGGUUGAAAGUUCUAAUUUUUAUUUUUGUACAGACACCAAUUGUGGUGGUGGUGGUGGUGGUUUUUGGUGUCCAUGUUAAUUUUGAGAUUUCUUUCUGGAUUUUUUGUGGGUGAUAGAAUCAGAAAGUAGUCAGAUAGUUGGAAUAUUAAUUGUUAGAGAUUGGAAGAGAUAAUCUUGUAUAUUUUUGAAAAGAAAAAAACUUGAAAUGGAAAAUUUGAAAUAUUAUUUGUAUAAUUGCAU